AAUACGUAACUUCCGGUUUCGAAAGUGGCGUCACUUCGCAGUGGAUUGUGGGAAGUAGCGGUGUCAAAACGUUCAACGUGCUCAGUGAAGCAGUGUUUUUAAUCGGGGUUUUAAUAGCGUUAAUGAAUAAAUGGCGACUAAACCGGAGCCGCUGAAACGCUACAUCUGCUCUGUUUCCGGCUGCGCGGCGGCUUACAACAAGCAGUGGAAACUGGACGCUCAUCUGUGUAAACACACCGGAGUGAAGCCGCACACAUGUGAGCAGGACGGCUGCCGGAAGUCCUUCUGCAGCCCCUACCAUCUGACCCGACAUGAGCUCACACACACCGGGGUGAAGCCCUUUCAAUGCACCGAGGACGGCUGCAAGGAGGCCUUCACCACCAACACUAACCGAGCCAGACACAUGACUAGAGUCCACACUCAGGAGCACAAGAAGUACGAGUGCAAAUAUGAAGGCUGUGGGCUGGAGUUCAAGAAGAAGGAGCAGCUGAAGUCCCACAUGUGUGAGCAGCACACCUUGUUACCCCCUCAUAAGUGCACUCAUGAAGGCUGUGAGAUGAGGUUCACUGUGCCCAGUAAGCUGAAGAGGCAUGAGAAGGUGCAUCAAGGUUACCCCUGCAAGGAGGAGGGCUGCAGCUUCACAGGGAAUACCUGGACGGAGUAUUUGAAGCACAGGAAGGAGCAGCACAGGCCCAUAUUUAAGUGUGAGCAGUGCAACAAGGAGUUCAAGGACUCCUGGUUCCUGCAGCAGCAUCAGUACGUGCACUCUGAGACCCGGGUGGUACUCAGAUGCCCCAGAGAUGGCUGUGACAGAUCCUUCACUAAGAUGUUCAACCUGCAGAGCCACAUCAGCUCCUUCCACGAAGAGGAGAGACCCUUCAUCUGUCCCCACGCAGGAUGUGGGAAAACCUUCGCCAUGAAACAGAGUCUGCAGCGUCACAACAUCGCUCACGACCCGCAGAAGAAGAAGAUCCAGAGGCAGCAGGCGAAGAGAUCCCUCGCUUCCAGGUUGAGCGGUUUGAGUGACACGAAGAGGUUGGUUUACAAUAAGACCAGGCAGACAGAGAGGAAGCCUGCGCAGAAACAGAGUGAUCCUCCGGGUCCUGUGGAGCUGGUGUCUCUGCUGCAGGACACGUCUCUGCUGUGCAGCCCCGCUGUGGACACACAGGGACUCACUGACGCCCUGACAUCCCCUCUGACUGUGUAGAGUCAGAUACAGGAGAGCAUGUGUCAUGCAUGAUCAUUGUAUUGGUUGUUAUUGAGUUAUUGUGCAAAAACAGUGUUUAAAGUCUAAAGAACAGACAAAGUGGAAAAUGAAUCCUCAUGGAAGCAAGAUAUUUUGACUUGGAGUUUUUCUGUGUAUAAAUUAUAUUUUGGGGAGUUGUCAGGAGUCCUUAAAUCUCUCUUUUGGUAUUGUAUAUCUUAGGACAUAUUUCGAACCCAACAUGUUGAACAACGUCAAUAAUGAACAUACCCUCAGAUCACCUGACUGUAGACUCAAUCAAAGGGAAAGCUUUGUUAUGCAAUAUCUUCUACUUCGGUUGUUUGAGGUCUUGGUGUUGUGUCUGUGGGGGAAAAAAAUUGAUUUGAGAUACUGUUUGGUUUGUAUGGAAGAGAACAAAUGAAUUGUACUUUUGGUCAAAUGUGUUCUCAUGUGGCCCUAAUCCUCUUCUGUAGGUUUGGUCGGCUGGAAUCGCCAAAAACAAAACAAAACCUUGAGUUGAUUUAUUUUUUAUUCAUGAAGAUUCUGAAAAAUAAUCCUCAUUGAAGCACAGCAAGAUAUUCUGUCCUGUUCCGUCCCGAUGCAUGUCGUUUUUUCUGUGUUUGAAUGAUUUUUGGUGACUUUCCUGGAGCCAUAAAAUCUAUUUUUAUGUAAUUUAUACCUAAGAAAAUAUAUGACUUUGCACAAAGACAGGGUUUGUUCCAAUAACACCUGAUAAUGAAUGUAUGUUGUGUCUGUAGAGUAUUUACUAGUCCUAAAUAAGGACUUAAUGAGAUAUCCUGUCUGAGAGCCUGCUGUAAAAGUUAGGAGCUGAUCACUUUAAACUAGGGUUUUGACUGUUAAUUAUUCAAAUGUGGCUAUUUAAAAGUCAUUAUAUAACCUGACAUGUGAUAAAUGGACAACCUGAGGUCCGACAUGUUUAAAAAUGUUCAAUAAUGACCUUUUUUGUUUAGGAUGAUGGUAAAAAAACGGUAAAAUGUUGAACAGCAUACAAACCUGCAAGUUAUAUUAUACUGUAUACAUGUUUUUGAAACUCAAGAGAAUCCAUGUGUGUAAAACAUCGUAUGCUGUAGUGUAAUUACUACACUCAAAUGUCAAAUGUAUUGUAUAUUCUAAAUUAAAAACUGUACAUACAG
Trematomus bernacchii (emerald rockcod) is the source of this 2358-nucleotide messenger RNA. Its product is annotated as transcription factor IIIA-like. The record is from RefSeq and is a predicted model, not a curated record. Gene Ontology annotation, cellular component: nucleus. NCBI's taxonomy places the organism in Eukaryota, Metazoa, Chordata, Actinopteri, Perciformes, Nototheniidae. The transcript has 2 exons. The coding region runs from base 131 to 1207 and encodes 358 amino acids.